AUGGAUAAAUACCUUUUGGAAAAACUGAAGAUGACAGAAAACAACUGGCUUGGGAUCUGCGAGACUAAAGCAGAGCGUUUCAUCACCAAGUCAGAAGAUUUAAGUACACCUUCUGUUGGAAUACUUGUUGAGAAAGUUACUUGCAAACCACCUCAGAGUUCAUCGUGUCAGCUCAAAGCCUCCGUAUCUUUUGCUGAAUCAUUUUCCUCUCAUUUUGAAAAUAUACCGAGAGAACUGGUUGAUAAUGUUCUGGAGGAAUUGGAGCUUUGCAUAUCCUUUACAUUCUUUGGUGACUUCAUUUGGAGGGACUGGCAUGAUGACGAAAGUUGUGAGAAAUAUUCAGCUCUGGUUGAGAAACUAUACGUGCCGCGGCGGGUCACCAUUUAAAAAAAAAGUCUAGAAACGUAUAAAAUCUUGUGUUUGGAAUUGAUUCAUUAUCAAAGUAGUGUUAAAGAAGAACCGACGGCUGGAGGAGCUGAUGAAUACUGGAAAACAUAUGUGCUGUGUGAAGUGCUGAAGAUGUGGGGGACCUACAUCUGCGUUUGCUCAAAUGUAGGAAGCGAUGCUCACUCUUCCCUGAAAGAUUUUUCUAUGGACGCUCCAUUUCAGCAACAUGGUAAUUUGAACGUGGCUUUAGAAAGUUGGUACAGUGGAGACCAUGCGGUCGUUUUCCCAGAAUAUGAGGCUGUAAACUUAUCCCUGUUAACUAAAGACAUUAUUAUUGGACCUCAGGGAGAACGGUCACUGAAACACAUCCUGCUAAAGCCCUUCCGCGACGUGAAGGCUUGUGCUAACCGAGACAGAAGAAACCACAAUUGUUUCCAAACCCCUCAUGAGAGCUUUGUGGCAUCAAAAGCCCGAGACACAAAACUAACACACCUGAGGUCAGUGCGGCAGAGAACGGUCAGUGGUGUCGCGGCUGCUGAAUCAGGCGUCUGGCUCGCUGGGGCUUCUCUGACCAUCACAGAUAGCGAGAUCACUGGAGCUCAGGACACUGGUAUUGACCUGUACCCAAGAAGCACAGACAUCUUAGGGAGUAACAACAUUCAUCAGUGCAACAGUAUCAGAACCAGCAAGACCUCACAUCGUAGCCUGGGUGGCAUUAAUGUUAAGGUGUUCCUGCACAACACGGCCUGA
Gavia stellata (red-throated loon) is the source of this 1137-nucleotide messenger RNA. It is a transcript of the gene SHCBP1L, whose product is annotated as SHC binding and spindle associated 1 like. Gene Ontology annotation, cellular component: meiotic spindle. The record is from RefSeq and is a predicted model, not a curated record. NCBI's taxonomy places the organism in Eukaryota, Metazoa, Chordata, Aves, Gaviiformes, Gaviidae. Gene Ontology annotation, biological process: spermatogenesis; male meiosis cytokinesis.